UUUCCGGCUAGGGACAAGAGUAGACAACUCUCAUCUGACAGCCCAGUUCCGGCAACAAAAAUGGCAACUAACACGUGCAGAACAGCUCCCUUGCUUCUACGGAAUGCCUACCUAAGGAAACGAUGGUCUAGAUCCUUUUGUGCCCAGACAAAGUUAUCAAAUGUUGAAAUCCGGAAAAAGAGAAAUGCAAUAUUUGAUGAAGAAAGGAAGAGACAACUGUCUCUCAUCAGGCGGAUUGAGAAGAUUCAGGUGGAGCAUGUUGGACCCCCAGAGGACUGCUCCCUCGUCAUGAACCGCGGCCUCUCCACACCCUUCAACUGUGCCAUGCAUAUACAAGAACUACUGAUGACCCGUUCAGCCCUGGCGCUGGUCAACAGUCAGCCCUGGGAUAUGCAUCGACCUCUUGAGGAGGACUGUGAGAUCCAAUUUCUCCACUUCCGCGACGAAGACCCCCGGACCCUCAACAAUGCGUUCUGGCGUACCUGUUCCUUCGUCCUGGGUCAUGUGAUGGAAACUGCGUUCAAAGACGAUGUAACGGUGGAUUUGGUCAGCUUUCCCAAACCAUCCGUGUCAAGUGGGAGCUUCGUACAUGACGUCAAUCUCAGCUUGCAUAACUGGAAACCCACCACAGUCGAACUGAACUGUCUCAGCCGAAUCGCGUACAAACUUCGACUAGAUGACCUCAAGUUUGAACGUCUCGAGGUUGACGCCUCGGUGGCUGAGAGGCUGUUUGAGGACAAUCUAUUCAAGAAAAGUCAAGUACCACAAAUUGCAGCCAAAUCCAACACAGGGUCGAAGGUCACCUUGUACAAGAUGGGCGAACACAUUGACAUGUCCCGGGGACCACUUAUAGCCAGUACCAGCCAGAUCGGGCGGUUCAAUGUCACAGCGAUUCACCCGGUAGAGUGUCCAGAGCACGGACAGCUCCAGCGUGUCCAGGGCGUGGCACUCCCCACCCAGGUCAAGAUGCACCACUGGGCUUAUGAGUUUGUAGUGAAACGAGCAGCACGACUGAACGAUGCUCCCUUGCUUUCCUCAUAUUCCCAGCAGGAACAAGACAUAAGGGAAGAUACAGCCGACGUGUAGAUGAUGUUAUGGAUGAAUCCUGUAUGAUGGAUGCAACUAGGGCUGUGAUUGGCUGCAGCCAUAAAAAUGAUGCUACAUUGAAUUGGACUUCUUGAUGGAGAUGAUUGUGACUGUGUGUUGUAGAAUGCUGAGAUGAUAGUGUCACGAUAUACCGACCUCAAGUAUUGAUACAUCGCAACCAGAGACCUAAAAUCCUGGGUUCGAAUCCCAGUUUGACGUCACCAUGUUUCUAGGUUUGUCGGCACCGUCUAAGACCUGCAUCACCAGGUCCUGCUUCCUCAUCAAGCAGACACGUUGUGAUGGAACUGAAAUACUGGAACUCACUCAACCAUACAGCUGAAAUGAAAGAGCAGAGAUGAUCCAAAUGCAGAGAUGCCAACUGUCUUGGUUGGUAUUGUGGACCAAAUUCAGUAAAAUAUAUCACAGAUUUAGCUUCUGAUGGGGAGGGUGACAGAUUUUGAGGUUUUGCUUAAAUAUAAUGCUGAUUAUGUUAUUUUAAAAUAAUUAAUUUUCGCGAUGCCAGUUGGUCCAGAUAUUCCAACCAUGGUUGUUGGCACCUCUGCACAUGAGCCCAGGAUAUUGAUGUAGACUUGAUACAAAGCUACAAGGUAUAUAUAUAGCGACAUUGUACCGAGUAUUGUGACAGACACGUCAUAGAUGUUUGUAAAUACAUGGACCUUGCAAGAAGGAACAUCGUGGUAAUAAAUGUUUGUGUUUGUUGCACA
Molecule: messenger RNA, 1811 nt
Organism: Haliotis rufescens (red abalone)
Lineage: Eukaryota; Metazoa; Mollusca; Gastropoda; Lepetellida; Haliotidae
Product: 39S ribosomal protein L39, mitochondrial-like
Exons: 9
Coding region: 61-1086 (341 amino acids)
Biological process (GO): threonyl-tRNA aminoacylation
Cellular component (GO): mitochondrion
Molecular function (GO): ATP binding; threonine-tRNA ligase activity
Source: RefSeq, a predicted model, not a curated record